This is a messenger RNA of Metopolophium dirhodum (rose-grain aphid), 1431 nucleotides long. RefSeq lists its product as uncharacterized. The transcript is spliced from 5 exons. Bases 1 to 1431 code for a protein of 476 amino acids. NCBI's taxonomy places the organism in Eukaryota, Metazoa, Arthropoda, Insecta, Hemiptera, Aphididae. The record is from RefSeq and is a predicted model, not a curated record.
AUGGUCAAACGCUGCAUUCUAUGCGGAAUCGUGGACGACAUCGACGGCGUUUCAAUACACGGAUUUCCAACCGACGUGCGUCGUCGUCUUGAGUGGGUGGCAUUUGUGGUGGCCCAGGGUUUUGCUGUGAACCACACCUCCAAGGUGUGUUCAAGGCACUUCAUUCCGGGUUAUGACUACCCUGUAGGAAAUGCACAUCGCCGCCGUCUGUUGCACACAGCAGUGCCGUCUUUGGUGCUUGGGGAUGUCGAGAUGGAAGAAAGGGAGGACGUGGAGGUCGUCGGCGUCCCAGUGGAGGGUGUGGAGUACGUGGAAGUCGUUGGCGUCCCAGUGGAUAUAGGGAAUGACAUGGAAGGAGUGGAGGUGGUGGAGGACGUGGAAUUUGUUGAGGUACAGAUGGACGGAGGGGAUGACGUGGAAGUGGUAGAAGUCCAGAUGGACGGAGGGGAUGACGUGGAAGUUGUAGAAGUGCAGAUGGACGAAGUGCAAGCGGAACUGGAGUUUGUGGACAUGCUCGACGAGUUGCAGCCAGACGUCGACGAAGAGGUCAGUAAAUAUUUCCGACCACUUGCCGUGGGUGAACAACCCCGAGGGCGUGCGCCAAUAAUUGACAGGCAGGCAAGCGUGACACACCCGCUUCCAGAGCAGCACAACGCGGGCGCGUUGAACAGAAUCUGCACACAGUGUAACGCCCGCCACUUCGAAGGCGAGGUUGUGGGCCGGGAUGCCAAUAGGCACUUCUCCACUUGCUGUAACAACGGUCAAGUGACCGCUGCAGGACAACACGCGUUGUUGCCCGCCCCUUUUUUACUAAUGAGUUUGUUGAUUGGAGAUUCACAGGAUGGUCGUAGAUUCCGAGACGACAUUCGCCGGUACAACAACGCCCUGGCAUUCGCUGCGUUUAGCUGUGGCACAGACGACAGGCGUUUGCGAGGGCGUGGACCGCGAACGAUGUGUAUCCAAGGCCAAACUUAUCAGAGGAUAAAUAAUGACGUGGCCGUUGACCGAGUAGAUGCCAACUACUGUCAGUUGUAUUUCCUCGAGUCCGCAGAGGCCAACGCCCGCCGCGUCGGUAUGGCUCUGCAGAGAAAUCAUCGUGAACUGUCCGUAGUUGUGAUGGGACUAUUGGACGGUUUUCUGCGGGACGUAAAUCCGUACGCAAUGGCUUUUAAGAACAUGCGUGAGGUGUGGCUGGCAGAAAGAGACCUAGCCGACGCCGAUCCCGCAGGUGUGCGACCUAGGCCAGUGACGAUGCAUUUUGUCCGAGAUGCGGCCCGGGACGACGGGCGAAACAACCUGCCUACCGCAAACGAAGUUGCGGCCGUGUUCGUAGGCGAAGGGGGUCGUCCGCCAAGAGACAUUAAUCUGGUCAUCUACGAUACGAAUCCAAUCAACCCGCAACACAGGAUGCAAACCAUACCAGCGGGUUAG